This is a messenger RNA of Colletotrichum gloeosporioides, 1395 nucleotides long. RefSeq lists its product as uncharacterized. The coding region runs from base 1 to 1395 and encodes 464 amino acids. The transcript has a single exon. The record is from RefSeq and is a predicted model, not a curated record. Lineage: Eukaryota; Fungi; Ascomycota; Sordariomycetes; Glomerellales; Glomerellaceae.
AUGAAAACGUUUCUGGACGAGAUAUCAAGCGCCACAUUCUUGGCCUUGCUGGAACGUUACGGUCCUUCCCAGCCCAAGCAUGACGCUGUUCUCAGCAAGAGUCUGUUCCGACCCAAGGAGAGCGGCUGGUUCUAUAUCCCCUUGGUGGUCCUGUGGGUCCUCCCUAUUGGUCUCGGAGUUGCGUAUAAAAGUGCUAUCGGUGGCGAGGUCUCAAGAAUUAUUGACCCAAAGGCUAUGGAUCCGAGCAUGGCUCUAGAGUCGGACAGGCUAUAUGGAUUGUUCCCAUUAGCGAACGAAAGCCUCACAACAAGCGCUAGUAACUCGCCGUAUCUUUUGACAAACGCCACGUCCGACUUCUUUUCGACUUCAGCGGUUGACGACAAUUUUUAUCCAUCAACUGCUUUCCCGAAGCCGUUCGGUCAUAAUGUCCUCCUUUUGGAAAACAAUACAGCCGCUGCACUUGAUCUUCCCAGGUACCCCUACAUACGAGCAAUGCAGAACAGAAUUAAGGACGGCGAAGGUUUGAUAAUCAAUGCCACCGUUCAAGCGUACAUCACUCGGCUGAAUACAACCGCUGGUACUCUUUUGGCGAACGACAGGUUUUGGAAUGACACUAUCGGCAAACAAGACAGAGGAAUGACAGCGUACACACAGUUCGCCAACGCAACGGCUCUCGGCAUGGUACCGUGGAUCCCGAACGGCGACGGCACCACAUCGUGCCUAUUGGGCUUUUAUUCCCCCACCCAAGUCCGUUGGUUCGAUUACUACAACAACACAAACGACCCGAGAGAGCAUGCAGAAAUUCAAGCUUUCCGAAAGUCUGCCAUGGCAUUUACUACACAUCGCACAAAAUGCACAGCCUCAUGGCGCGUUACCAGACAAUCAUUCCACCUUCAGCAUGGGAACUGCUCAGCAGCUGCAGCGGACAUGACGCCUCAGUCGCAGAUUUUCUUUGACAUUGUCCACUUUAGCCCUUUCACUCUUGACACCUUGCCUGUUAUCGGACUCCUUCUCAAAGAAUAUCCCGAAUGGGACAUUCGCGCCGGGUCUCCCUGGAGAAUGCCGUCCUUCGUUGUGGCGCUGGUCGGAUCGUACUGGGCACGCGGAGUGUUCAUGAUCCAAAAGUUGGCACCAAGGUCGGAAUACACGGACCUGAUGCAGAGUUGGAAAUACCACCCAUCAGAUGAGACCGCUGAGCUCUCGAGGAAGAUUCUCCAUCCUUACUGGUGGCUUUAUCUUGUUCUUGGAAUACUGCCAUUUCUCACAACAGCUGCGUUCUUGGCCAACCAAUUAUAUCUUUAUCCCAGGUCUGUCGUCAGAGGCUCUGGGUUCCAUAUGCUUUUAGGUGACACUGGAUCACAAGCCACGUCAUUUGUAAAUAGCAGUUCUCAGUAA